AUGUUGUCCUCAGUAGAGAUUCCAAGUAUCAAUGAGACCAUAGCUCUGUCAUCGGCCGUUUAUGAUAUUAUUUCAAAACUCCUCGACUUGGAGCACAUUUCAAUUCCUCGGACCUACGAAUCGAUAAAGUUUCGAAUCAAAUUCAACCUGAACCGAUUCUGGAGAGCAUACUGCACUAUCCUGAUUGUUCUCACCUUAUACACCUUUCUAACCAACUGGAGACUACUCUUCGAUGUCGUUCUAUUUCUCUUAGGUACCGCAAUAAGCAGGUCUCUUAACUACGAUAUCAUCCGGUUGCACCCAGUGCAAGUCUACACUACAUUUUGUAUUGCAUUCCUGCUUCUCAGAAUCUCAGCAAUGGCUACUCUAUUGUCCACAAUUGGCACAGGUAGCCUCAUGGCUGCCCUUCACUCUGUCUUCGUUGGUGUGCCUGAGCACGAGUAG
This is a messenger RNA of Microdochium trichocladiopsis, 444 nucleotides long. RefSeq lists its product as uncharacterized. The transcript has a single exon. Bases 1 to 444 code for a protein of 147 amino acids. The record is from RefSeq and is a predicted model, not a curated record. NCBI's taxonomy places the organism in Eukaryota, Fungi, Ascomycota, Sordariomycetes, Xylariales, Microdochiaceae.